AUGGACCAAGUAUGUACUGAUUUACAACUGCCUACCAUUUCAAGUCCUCGUGAAGUCUCAUUCCUACAAGAAUACAUCAAUGUAACUUUUACAUACAUAUUUAAUAUUUNCAAUAUUAUUUUUUGCAAACCACUUGUGAAUGCUCUUCAACGGGGAUUAAAUAAAAGGUAAUAUUUCUGUUUAAAAUAGUACUUAACUAAGUAACUAAAUACAUGAAAUGCUUAAGAAAAUGAUAAAAAUAUAAUUUUGUGUUAAUUAAAUUAGGUAUUCGUAUUACAUAAUAAUUAAUAUACCAACACUAGAACCAGAAUUUUAGUUUUAUUUUUUAAUAACUAUAUUUUAAUAAAUAUAAAUACCAUGCAUUUUGUUUUAAAACUUUUAAUAAUUUAUGGUUCUUAUUAUCAAUAUUUUUGUCAAAAUAGUGGAAAAGUUAAAUGCUGUAUUCUAAUAUUGCCUCAAAAAGAUAAAUUAAAUUAACUGUUAGAUAGUCUUUGUUUUAUACGUAAUUUGAUUAAUAUAUAUUUAAAAUAAGUAAAUAUAAAAAUUGUAUUGAAAUAACUUCAUAAAAUCAUUUAUAUUUUAAUUUUUAGAUUCAUGAUAUACAUGCAGUCCAAGAUGUGCCAAAUUGCAGCCUGUUUAGUUCCAAAAUUUAAAUUAAAUUGGGUUACACAAGAAGAACGGAACGGCAUUAAGAAUACUUUUAUAGAAACUGUAGUUGAUUAUUCAACAACAGAAAUAAAAUCUGAAGAAUAUAAUCUACAAUCUAUAUCUAGUGCUUUGUCUAGAGAAUGUCCCAGCACUAAUAGUGAUUCCAAGGAUGAUUUUUUUAGUUUUGGGGAAAAUAGUUCCGAUACAAAUGUUGAUAUCAAACUUCUGGUCAAUAAUUAUUUGUCUAAUGGAAAUUUAAAAUCUCCAUUAGAAAUGCCAACUAUCCUCAAGGAUAUGUAUAUUAAAUAUAAUACUGCCGUACCUUCUUCUGCACAUGUGAAACGGUUAUUCAGUGCUGGAGGUCAGUUGUUGAGCAAAAGAAGAGAAUCAAUGGCAGACCAAAAUUUUGAGAUGUCAUUAUUAAUUAAAUUUAAUAGGUAUUUUGAUUGA
Molecule: messenger RNA, 1098 nt
Organism: Cinara cedri
Lineage: Eukaryota; Metazoa; Arthropoda; Insecta; Hemiptera; Aphididae
Source: the annotation of a GenBank genome assembly